AUGGGUCAAAUAGCCAAAAAGUUGAAUGAGCAACCUCAAGGCUUCCUACCAAGUAACACAGUGACAAAUCCACGUGAACAAGUAAAUGCAAUAACUUUAAGAAGUGGAAUAGUCUUGGAAGAGGUUGAACAAAAAGGGAAAGAUGAGAACCCACCAAAAGAAAAGGAAGAGUCCGAUGAAGAAAUCGAGGAAGAAAUCAUUGUUGAGGAGAAGCCAACAAGUCCUAUAAAAGAAGAAUCAAAGAGGGAAAAGAUGCCAAAGCAAAAGAAGGAAAAAUUGCCAUUUCCUGAGAUACCGCCGAAGUUGGCACAUCAUACCCCUCCUGUUCCUUUUCCUCAAAGGCUUAGAAAACAAAAUCAGGAUAAGCAAUUCACGAAAUUCCUUGAUAUGUCAAGCUAUGCCAAGUUCCUUAAGGAAAUUUUGUCAAACAAAAGAAAGUUGGAAGAGGAAGAAAUAGUGAUGCUUACAGAAGAGUGCAGUUCUAGUAUUAAUCUAAUGCAUUUUUCUAGUUUCAGGAAACUAGAGAUUAGUGAAGUGAAGCCUACAACCAUAUCCUUGCAGCUUGCAGAUAGAUCCAUCAAGCAUCCAAGGGGCAUUAUUGAAGAUGUACUAGUUAAAGUGGAUAAAUUUAUAUUUUCGGCAGACUUUUUUGUGUUGGAUAUGAAAGAAGACAAGGAGAUACCUCUCAUCUUGGGACGACCAUUUCUUGCUACUAGAAGAGCCUUAAUUGAUGUACAAGAGAGGAAGUUGAUCAUGAGGCUACAAGGCGAAGAAGUGACAUUCAACGUCCUUGAGACUCAAAAAUUUCCAUCGAAGCAAGAAUCAUGUUUCAAAAUUGACUUGGUGGAUCAGUCGGCAAUUAAAACUUCCAAGCUUAAUGAUUCUAAAUCGCCAUUUAAGCAAUGCAUGGUCAAGUCGGAGCAAAUUGAAGAUGAAGAUCAUAAACCAAAAGUUUACACAACAUACCUAGACGAGCCACAAUCGAGCAAAUGUCUUCACAAGGGACAGAUUUGUAAAGAUUUAGGUAUAAGAUCAUGCAAGACGAAAGUGGGGCUAAAAACGAAUGCUAACCGAGAGAUCACUUCAACACCUUCUCAGUUCAAGAAUGCUGAUGGAAAGUUAAAAUAUCGAAAAGGUGUCGAUGAGAAUGCUCGAAUCCUAAAACGAAAGACUUGA
Molecule: messenger RNA, 1176 nt
Organism: Pistacia vera
Lineage: Eukaryota; Viridiplantae; Streptophyta; Magnoliopsida; Sapindales; Anacardiaceae
Exons: 3
Coding region: 1-1176 (391 amino acids)
Source: RefSeq, a predicted model, not a curated record